AAUGCUUAUAAUAAAAUUAAAACUGUAGACACAGUAAAAAAAAGAAGUAUUUAAAGAGUGCUAGUGGAAACUAUUAUAUUAUCAUCAGCUAGUAUCGUUACCUAUACAAUCGUCAUACAUCAAAAUACCAGACAAAAUGUUUCCGGUGCAAUUAUUGGUUGUUUUAUCAACGAUGAUUAUUAUUAAUCAGGCAGCAACAUUGAACUACCAGAAUCUGAAAUCAGUCACACCAAAAUAUGAAGAUAAUAAGGAGGCAUAUAAAAUGUUAAGCAACAAGACAUAUAAUAAAUCUGAAAUUGAAGCCUCAUACGACAUUAAUACAACAGAUUCAUAUGGAAAUAUCAUAAAUUCAAAUGAAACUGCUUUACCCAUGUUAAAAAGCAUUCCUAUAUCGGUUGUUGCAGACAUUAUUGGUAUGGCAAUGGAUGUGCUCGGAAAUGUGAUUAAAAAUAAAAACGAUUGAAUUUAUUAUUACAAUUUUAUAAUACAUUAUACAUAAUAUUAUAUGCAUUAA
This is a messenger RNA of Acyrthosiphon pisum (pea aphid), 514 nucleotides long. RefSeq lists its product as uncharacterized. The coding region runs from base 137 to 463 and encodes 108 amino acids. NCBI's taxonomy places the organism in Eukaryota, Metazoa, Arthropoda, Insecta, Hemiptera, Aphididae. The record is from RefSeq and is a predicted model, not a curated record. The transcript is spliced from 2 exons.